AUGGAGGUCAACCCUGGUGCUCGUGGAGACACUAUGACAGCUCACCUGGUAAAGCGAUGCACCUGCCUCCUAAGGGAGGCUGCCAGCAUCGCCCCUGCCAUCUCUCGAGCUGGCCGACUGAGACUUGCCCGGGUUGCCCCUAGGACCGUCACCUCUUCAACGGCCUCACGCAGCCCCCACUCCCCAGGCCCCUUGACUGAACUCCUGGAGAAGGUGCCAGUGUUUACACCCUACCCCGAGCGCGAGGAGGUGGACCUGCUGAUUGAGAAGGCCACCAGGCCAGAGCAGCUGCUGGCACUGCCUCAAGGUGUACCCUGCCUGCACCCCAAUCAGGUCGCCCUCAUCGUCAUCCAGCUCUCUCGCCUGCUGGCCGAAAAGCCCAAGGACAAAGCCUCUGUGACGCAGGAUGGCCGCUUCCUGCAGCUUCUCAACCUUGUCAGCAGUCAGAUCAGCUCCGUCUGGCACGGGACCCUCGUGAAACUGCUCCGGAGCCUCUACUCACUGGCCCUUCCGAAGACCUCCAAGGAGCUGCAGUCGGUGGAGCAGGAAGUCCGCUGGCGGAUGCGGAGGCUCAAGUACAAACAGCUGGCCUUCCUGGCUGAGACAAGCACCGCCUACAUGCAGGAGUGGGACUCACAGGAGCUGCUGGCGGAACUGAUUGUGCACCUGGAGAGGCGCUGGGCUGAAAUCGAAGAUGGCCGCACAGUGGUGGCCAUCAUGAUGAAAAUGGGUCACCUCUCAGAGCCUCUUAUGAACCGUUUGGAAGAUAAGUGCCUGGAGCUGAUGGAACAGUUGGGCCCUGAUGACCUGCGGAAGGUGCUGCUGACCCUGGCAGCACAGAACCGGCGCUCGGUGCCUUUGCUGCGUGCCGUCUCCUAUCACCUGGUCCAGAAACCCUUGACCUUGACGAAAGGCGUUCUUAUGGACAUGGCCUAUGCCUACGGCAAACUCAACUUCCACCAGGCCCAGGUGUUCCAGCGACUGGCAGCCGACUUGCUGCCCCACGUACCCAACCUGACGCCCAGCGAGGUGGCCCACUGCUCCAAAUCCUUGGCCUUCCUCAAGUGGCUUAACCUGCCCCUGUUUGAAGCCUUUUCCCAGCAUGUCCUGAACAAAUCCCAGGACAUCACCCUGCCACACCUGUGCAACGUGGUCCAGGCUUUUGCCCAUCUGAACUUCCAUCCAGAAGAAGAAGACCGGUUCUUCAGCCUGGUGCACGAGAAGCUAGCCUCGGGGCUGGCCAACCUGAGCCCUGCACUGCAGGUGGAUGUGGUGUGGGCCCUUUGUGUGCUGGGGCAGGUGCAGGAAGCAGAACUGCGAGCUGUCCUCCACCCCAGCUUCCACGCCCAAUUCCUGGGUUGCGUGUCUCCAAAGGAGAAGAACACCUUCCAGAAGCUUCUGCACAUCAACACCACUGCUCAUUUGGAGCACCCCGAAUACACAGGCCCCCUUUUGCCGGCCUUGACAUCGGUCCCCGGGCCCACAGCCCCUGACAAGAAGGUGACCCCCUUGCAGAAGGAGCUACAGGGCACCUUGAAGGAACUGCUAGGGAGUGCUGACAAGGGCUGCUUCGCAGUGACCACACAGUAUGGCUGGGCUCUGGACGCUGAGGUGCUGCUGGACACUGAGGGUCAGUUUCUACCUCUGAGGGACUUCGUUGCUCCUCAUCUUGCCCAGCCAGCUGGAAGCCAGUCACUGCCCCCUGGGGCCAAGAGGCUGGCCUUCUUGCGGUGGGAGUUUUCCAACUUCAGUAGCCGGAGCAAGGACUUGCUGGGGCGCUUCCUCCUGGCACGGCGCCACAUACUGGCUGCUGGCUUCCUGGUCAUCGAUGUUCCUUACUACGAGUGGCUGGAACUCAAGUCCGAAUGGCAGAAAGGCGCCUACCUCAAGGACAAGAUGCGCAAAGCUGUGGCAGCAGACUUGGCCAAAUGA
Messenger RNA from Chrysochloris asiatica (Cape golden mole), 1932 nucleotides. RefSeq names its product transforming growth factor beta regulator 4 (gene FASTKD4). Bases 1 to 1932 code for a protein of 643 amino acids. The transcript is spliced from 11 exons. NCBI's taxonomy places the organism in Eukaryota, Metazoa, Chordata, Mammalia, Afrosoricida, Chrysochloridae. Gene Ontology annotation, molecular function: RNA binding. Gene Ontology annotation, cellular component: mitochondrial matrix; ribonucleoprotein granule. Gene Ontology annotation, biological process: mitochondrial RNA processing; regulation of mitochondrial mRNA stability. The record is from RefSeq and is a predicted model, not a curated record.